Molecule: messenger RNA, 4276 nt
Organism: Zootoca vivipara (common lizard)
Lineage: Eukaryota; Metazoa; Chordata; Lepidosauria; Squamata; Lacertidae
Gene: ABCB6
Product: ATP binding cassette subfamily B member 6 (LAN blood group)
Biological process (GO): transmembrane transport; heme transport
Cellular component (GO): vacuolar membrane
Molecular function (GO): ATP hydrolysis activity; ABC-type heme transporter activity; ATP binding
Source: RefSeq, a predicted model, not a curated record
ACAGCCCCACGGCUUGAUCUCCACCUCCUCCUCCUAAUAUGCCCCAAGCCCAUUGCCAAGCAGCCAGGCCUGUUGCCCAAAGUGUGUGGGGUAACAGGCGUAGGCAGCGAGGGUGGGUGCUCAGCACCGUCUCUUCCUCGCUGUGCUCCCCGGGGUGCCCUUGAAUCAGGAAGCUGGCGGUUUCUGCCUGGGAAAGUUCACCGCUUGGAAAGUGGGAACACACAACAGCUGGACCCGGGGAGGGCAGGAAUCCAAGGCGCUACUCGAGUGCGCGAAGUGUAGUCAUAACAACACGGUGAUGAUGUGCUAUUUUGAUAUCGUGCAUCAGAAAGAACGAAUUUAAAAAGCAAAGCAAAACCCACGGAGAGGUGUGGAGGAAGGCAUCAGAAAUAUCCGCUGAGGAUAUUCAUGGAGGAAAAGGCUGUAUCAGUGGCCCUUAAAAAAAAGAAGACGACAGGUUUCUAGCAUUUGGGAAAGUAGCUCAGGGCUUAUUUGUGUAUUAAAAGCUGUGGGGCAGAGGGAAGAUAGCUGAGCAAAAACUACAGUGCAUAGCAUCCACUGUAGUAGCACAGUGGCACAGUAAAUUAUGCCAGGCGGCAAAUCGAUGCAAAUAUGUUUUAUUUUAUUAUUUUAUCGAAGUCUCAGCUAUCGAAGUCAUACGAGGAGGUUAAACAUUAAUGGAACUCAAACUGAGGAGAAAGCAGUAAGGUGCAAAAGGUUAUGGAGUGUGGCAACAAGGAGUCAGACAGUGCACGUGUUUUCAGAAGUAAGCCCCACUGGGCUCAAUGGGGUUAAUUCCCCAGUUAAUGUGCAUACUUGCUAAAACAGCUGACCUGUGAAACUCAAUGAUCUAGGAUCACGCUAUUGUACGCACACAGCAGGCUUCGAGCUUCUGUUUUGUUUUUAAAGGAUCAAUUUCAUUAGAAGAGUCUAUCAACAUCUACGGAACUGCCAUCCUAGGGGCCAAAUGUUUCUGCUCCCCAGCCGGCAGGAUGGUGGUGCUACAGAGCUACUGUGAGGGGAACGAUUCCCUGGCGCAGGCAUGGGCUCAGCAGGGGCUGUACCCCUGUUUCUACUUCACACUGGUGCCCUCUGUGCAGCUCAGUGUCUGCCUCCUCUUGGGGGCCCUGCAGUACGCUUGCUAUGCCCGGUUCAGCCGCACCAUGGAGCCAAAGUAUAUCCCACGCUCCCGCCUGUACCACGUCCAAGUUCUCCUCUCUCUGCUCCUUGCGCUGCUGCCCUUUGUCACUUUUCUGUGGCAGGUGUUGGGCGUGCAACAGCUUUAUGGGUACAUGGUGCUGUACGCCUGCCUCUCUGCUGCGAGCUGGACCAGCUCAGUUGGGCUGCUCCACCUGGAACGCACCAGGGUUCUGGCGCAGGACCGGAUCAGAGGCCAUGGUGCCAUCCUCCUCCUUUUUUGGGCUCUGGCUUUCGCAGCAGAGAACCUGGCCUUCAUCUCCUGGAACAGCCCACUCUGGUGGUGGGGCUUGGAAAACGCCAACCAGAAGGUACAAUUCAGCCUGUGGUUACUGCGCUACUUCUGCACCUUCGCCCUCUUUGCCCUGGGGAUAAAGGCCCCAGGGUUGCCCCGAAAACCCUACAUGCUGCUGAUCAAUGAAGAUGAACGCGACGUGGAGCACAGCCAGCCCCUGCUUCCAGAUGCCAGGCGGCAUCGCUCCACCUGGAGGGAUCUGGGCCGGAAGAUAAGCCUCCUCAUACAGUACAUGUGGCCCAAGGGGAGCUACCCACUACAGGGACUAGUGAUCGUCUGCCUGAUGCUGAUGGGGCUGGAGCGUGGCAUCAACGUCUUCGUGCCCCUCUACUACAAGUACAUUGUGAACGAUCUGACGACAGGGGCUAGUUGGCGUAUCCUGGUUCAAACUGUCUGCAUCUAUGCGGCCCUCAAGUUCCUCCAGGGAGGAGGUGCUGGCUCCUCUGGCUUCAUUAGCAACAUGCGCACUUUCCUGUGGAUCCGCGUGCAGCAGUUCACCAGCCGCGAAAUCCAGGUCCAGCUCCUCAGGCACCUCCACAGCCUCUCCCUUCGGUGGCACCUCGGUCGCAAGACGGGCGAGGUGCUGCGCAGUGUCGACAGAGGCACUAGCAGCAUCAACAACCUUCUCAGCUACAUUGUCUUCAGCAUCUUCCCCACGAUAGCCGACAUCAUAAUUGCGAUUGUGUAUUUCACCACAACCUUCAGUGCCUGGUUCGGCCUUAUCAUCUUCCUCUGCAUGAGCUUUUAUCUCGCUUUGACUAUUAUAAUGACUGAGUGGCGAACAAAGUACCGCCGUGAAAUGAAUACUCGUGACAAUGAAGCCCGUUCCCGAGCUGUUGACUCACUUCUUAACUUUGAGACGGUGAAAUAUUACAAUGCUGAGGACUAUGAGGCUACCCGCUUCAAUGACGCCAUUGUCAAGUACCAGGUCUCCGAAUGGAAAGUCAAUGCAUCACUGGCACUGUUGAACCAGACCCAGAAUCUAGUGAUCGGGGCGGGGCUGCUGGCCGGAUCCCUACUGUGUGCUUACUAUGUGACCAAGAGGAGGCUCCAUGUGGGAGAUUAUGUUCUCUUUGGCACAUACAUCAUCCAACUAUACACCCCACUGAACUGGUUUGGCACCUAUUACAGAAUGAUCCAAAGCUCAUUUGUUGACAUGGAGAACAUGUUUGAGCUCUUCAGCGAGGAGGAGGAAGUGAAGGACGUACCAGGUGCUGCAGACCUUCGUUUUCUGGCAGGACGCGUGGAAUUUGAAAAUGUCUAUUUUGGCUAUGUGGAAGGGAGGGAAGUCCUGCGUGAUGUUUCCUUCACAGUGAUGCCUGGGCAGACCCUUGCACUGGUGGGACCCUCUGGCUCAGGAAAGAGCACCAUCAUUCGCCUGCUCUUCCGCUUCUAUGACGUGUGGGGAGGCUGCAUCCGAAUUGAUGGGCAGGAUAUCUCCAAGGCCAAGCAGGCUUCUCUGCGCUCCCACAUUGGUGUGGUGCCUCAGGACACUGUCCUCUUUAACGAUACCAUUCGCAACAACAUUCGGUAUGGACGCAUCGAUGCCACCAACGACGAGGUGAUCGAGGCAGCGAUCACGGCUAAUAUCCAUGAACGCAUCCUCACCUUCCCCGAUGGUUAUGAUACACAGGUUGGUGAGCGAGGUCUGAAGCUGAGUGGAGGGGAGAAGCAGCGAGUCGCUAUUGCCCGCACCAUCUUGAAGAACCCCCAGAUCCUCUUCUUUGAUGAGGCGACGUCAGCGCUGGACACCAAGACUGAGAGGACUAUCCAGGCAUCCCUGGCUAAAGUGUGUGCGAACCGCACCACCAUCAUCGUAGCUCACAGGCUUUCCACGGUGAUCAAGGCUGAUCAAAUCCUAGUUAUCAAGGAGGGCCGAGUGAUGGAGCGAGGAAGGCACGAAGAGCUAGUGGACAAAGGUGGCCUCUACUCUGACAUGUGGCUGCAACAAGGAAGUGACACGGAGGUGGAGAGCAAGACCAGUGUUGAGUCAACUGCAGAAAGCAAGGCCAGUGCUUCGACCAAAGCAGGAAGCAAGGAAAAGACAGAGGAGGGGGAGACAGAGGAGGGGGAAGAAGAGGAGGGGGAAGAAGAGGAGGGGGAGGAAGGGGAGGAAGAGGAGGGGGAAGAAGAAGAAGAGGAGGAGGAGGAGGAGGAAGAAGAAGAAGAAUCAUCCAAGAAAUGAGAACUACUGAGCAGCUGACAGUGACAACAGCAAAUCCUACAAGGAUGUGGCUUCGAAGCCAAAAAGGCAGCAGCUGCCACCUCUGCUGUUAGAUUUGUGAACCUCCUCUGUAUGGCAUAAAGGGGGGAAUGCUCAGACACCCAGAGCACACAGCAGAUCCACUAAGUUAGCAGUGAGGCCAUGGAGACCAAACUGGAGGAAGACUACAGGCUGCGUACAGUUCCCAGCAUGCAGUUCUUCAUGAGCAGGACCUGCACAUAGUGCUAGAGCAACUUCAGAGUAUAUUCUCCAAGCUACUGCCAGCGUUCCUGGGAAAGCUGUUGCUUGGUGAUCCAGGUGUAUUAUCAGGGAAUUGUGAAAGGGGUGGGGGGGGGAGGCAGGGACCAGGGCUGCCUUGCCCCACCGUUCUCCCCAGCAAAAUGUCUUCCCUUGCAAAGAUGAAUGGGGUGUGGAGGUGGGGGGCAUGCAUGAACGUUUGCCAGCACUUUGUAUACAACCACAGAGGGAGAAGCCUGCAGAAUGGCUGUGUGUGUGUUUUUGUAAGUUCUGAUUUUGAGGUGUCCCGUUUUAAUUUUCAUAAAGUCAAAAAAGUGUUUUCA